AUGCCUCCUUUGAACAACUCGGUUUUUUUAAAACUCACGCACCCUGUUGCUGGCACGAGCAACAACCGGCCCAACGUUUCAAAUUUGAACGCUGGAGGGCCAUGCCAACAUUCAUCUAGUGCUCCAAAUUGUUCGUACGAUAACAACCAUUGCCAUGAUCACAACAACCACAACAAGGCAUAUGUAAAUCCUGUUCAUCAUCACGAUCAUGACAUUCCGAUCUAUUCCAAUCAAACCAUGGAAAUGAUCCAUGAUGCAAUUAUUUUAUCAGAAUUAAAAUCACCAACUCCCGACGUUCAUAUUUUGUUUACACAUUUUGAUAAGAAAUAUUUUCAUAACAAACUCGGUGCUUGUACGACAUUGCGAUGGAGUAGUAAAAUGACUUUAUGUGCUGGAAUUUGCUACAGUCAAUACCAAAAAUUGACUAUAACAAAAACUUAUACUGGAAAAACGCCUGGUGAUGUUGUGAAAAAGCAGGAACAGAUUUCUCAAAGAGUUUGCACAAUUUCACUUUCUGAAAAGCUAUUGAAAUUUAGACCUUCCAUAGAUACUAUAUCUACCUUAAUUCAUGAAAUGAUUCAUGCGUUUCUUUUCAUUGAUUCCAAUGUGGUUGACAGGGAAGGACAUGGUGAUAACUUUAAAUGGUGGAUGAAUUAUAUUAAUCGAGUGGAAGCAAAUACUGGGAUUCAUAUAACGAUUUAUCAUAGUUUUCAUGAUGAGGUUGAUUAUUAUAGACAACAUCAUUGGAAAUGUGCAAAGUGCUCCAUGCUAGUGAAGCGAGCCAUGAAUCGAGCUCCAAACAAGUACGACGACUGGUUUCCAGAUCAUGAGAAAAAAUGUGGAGGAACUUUCAUAAAAGUGAAAGAACCAGAGAAGAAGAAGGAAAUUGAUUCGAAAAAGAAUUAUGCUGGUAUUCAAAAAUCUAGAAAAUUCAUGGAAUCUUUCUUGAAGAAGUCCAUUUCAACUAGUAGCUCGGCUUCGGCCUCAUCAUCUAAAUCAGAAUGCACUGACACCACGAAAUCUACAUCAACUUCACAAAAGCCAAAACUGUACUUGAAGAGAAAAGGAAGUGUAUUGGAUACAAAAAACAUCAGUUUGUCAUUGCCCUCCGUUGAUUCCAAUCCAACAAAACAAAGAGAUACAGUCUUAAACAAUCGGCACGAAAAGUACUCUGAUCUUAAUGACAUAAUUUUAAUUGAUGAUGAGAGCAGCACUAGAAAUAUCAGCACAACUACUAUUGAAGUCAUUGAUUCUAGCGACGAUGAUCUCGACAAUUCUAUCUCAGAAAUUGUUAUUGAUAACAAUGACGAUGAUUAUAUCCCACCUGAAAAUGUAGUUAUCGUCAACAACAAUGAUAGUAUUAUAAGUGAUGGUAGCAAUGGAGAUGAUGUCAUUAUUUUGUAG
This is a messenger RNA of Naegleria lovaniensis, 1404 nucleotides long. RefSeq lists its product as uncharacterized. The transcript has a single exon. Bases 1 to 1404 code for a protein of 467 amino acids. The record is from RefSeq and is a predicted model, not a curated record. Gene Ontology annotation, biological process: DNA damage response. Gene Ontology annotation, molecular function: polyubiquitin modification-dependent protein binding; metalloendopeptidase activity; single-stranded DNA binding. Gene Ontology annotation, cellular component: nucleus. Lineage: Eukaryota; Heterolobosea; Eutetramitea; Acrasida; Naegleriidae.